This is a messenger RNA of Populus trichocarpa (black cottonwood), 2601 nucleotides long. Its product is annotated as metal-nicotianamine transporter YSL3-like. Gene Ontology annotation, biological process: seed development; response to iron ion. Gene Ontology annotation, cellular component: plasma membrane. Lineage: Eukaryota; Viridiplantae; Streptophyta; Magnoliopsida; Malpighiales; Salicaceae. Gene Ontology annotation, molecular function: iron-nicotianamine transmembrane transporter activity; oligopeptide transmembrane transporter activity. The record is from RefSeq and is a predicted model, not a curated record.
GUUCUCUUGGCUUGGCAUUUAUUGCUCUUGAUUAUUGCAUUGGAAGCAGCAAUCUUUAUGGUUUUUGGGCUUCUCUUGAAGGCCUCGAAUCAUGUUUGUCUGUUGUCGUCUGUUUUUCUUGGAGAGUUUCCUUAAGUCAACUUAGAGGCUGGCCCUUGCCCAUGUGUUGAUUUGAAUGUUUUGUUGUCUUUCUGAAGGAAACUAUAUGCUCUUGCAUCUACUUGUAUUGAUUGAUGGAGACUUGUUAGUAGUUGACUGAGGAAGUUGGAUUCUUCGGGUGCUUUUUGAAGCUGUGGUCGAAAGAAGAAGAGGAGCAAGAAAAAGGAGGAGGCUUAUAAGUGAGAAGAUUGUGAUGAAUAUGAACAUGGAAGAAAUGAAAGAGAUUGAGAGGGUUGGGGGAGAAGGCAUGGAAGAAGUUAGAGAUGAGCCAGAGGAUAUCAAGAGGAUUGCUCCAUGGACUCAACAGAUUACAGUUAGGGGAAUUGUUGCUAGCAUAGCAAUUGGGAUCAUAUACAGUGUUAUAGUCAUGAAGCUGAAUCUCACCACUGGUCUAGUCCCAAAUCUCAAUGUCUCUGCUGCUCUUCUUGCAUUUGUGUUCCUCAGAACAUGGACUAAGCUCCUCUCAAAGGCUGGAAUUGUAACCAGUCCCUUUACCCGACAAGAGAAUACCAUAGUUCAAACUUGUGCUGUUGCUUGUUAUAGCAUUGCUGUUGGAGGUGGUUUUGGAUCUUAUCUACUGGGUUUGAAUAGGAAGACAUAUGAGCAAGCAGGGGUUGAUACAGAGGGGAAUACUCCUGGGAGCACUAAGGAACCUGGGAUUGGUUGGAUGACUGGUUUCCUCUUUGUAAGCAGCUUCGUUGGGCUACUUGCUCUAGUUCCUCUGCGAAAGAUCAUGAUAAUAGAUUACAAAUUGAGUUAUCCAAGUGGAACUGCAACUGCAGUUCUCAUCAAUGGGUUCCACACUCCUACAGGAGACAAGAUGGCUAGGAAACAGGUGCAUGGGUUCAUGAAGUUCUUUUCAUUAAGUUUCCUGUGGGCUUUCUUUCAGUGGUUCUAUUCUGGUGGAGAAAAAUGUGGAUUUUCUCAGUUCCCUGCGUUGGGGUUGAAAGCUCGGAAAAAUUCGUUUUACUUCGAUUUCAGCAUGACUUAUAUUGGUGCGGGAAUGAUCUGUUCCCAUCUUGUGAAUUUGUCUUUGCUUCUCGGAGCAGUGCUUUCGUGGGGAUUAAUGUGGCCGUUGAUAGGUGGGCUUAAAGGAGAGUGGUUCCCUUCAACUUUAUCAGAAAGUAGUAUGAAGAGUCUAAAUGGCUACAAGGUUUUCAUUUCUAUUUCUCUGAUCCUAGGAGAUGGCCUCUACAAUUUUCUCAAGAUACUCUAUUUCACUGCCAGGAGUAUGCGUGCUAGAGCAAAAGCUAACAAACUCAAAACAGAAGACAAAAAUCAAGCUCUUGAUGAUCUUCAAAGAAAUGAAAUCUUCUUAAGAGAGGGCAUCCCUCUUUGGGUAGCAUGUUUAGGGUACAUCACCUUCUCCAUCAUUGCCAUCAUUGCCAUCCCUUUCAUGUUUCCGGAGCUAAAGUGGUACUAUGUAGUUGUUGCCUACAUUCUAGCUCCCUCUCUUAGCUUCUGCAAUGCUUAUGGGGCUGGUCUAACUGACAUGAACAUGGCUUACAAUUAUGGAAAGGUGGCCCUCUUUUUACUCGCAGCCUUGGCAGGUAAAAACAACGGUGUAGUUGCAGGACUGGUGGGCUGUGGCCUGAUUAAAUCCAUUGUUUCCAUCUCUUCUGAUUUGAUGCAUGAUUUCAAGACUGGUCAUCUCACUCUCACUUCUCCUAGAUCAAUGCUUCUUAGCCAGGCCAUUGGGACUGUCAUAGGCUGUGUUGUAGCUCCGGUCACGUUCUUCCUCUUCUACAAGGCUUUUGAUGUCGGAAACCCCGAUGGUGAAUACAAAGCUCCCUAUGCCAUUAUCUAUAGAAACAUGGCAAUUCUUGGUGUUGAAGGCUUCUCUGCCCUUCCCCAGCACUGCUUGCAGCUUUGCUAUGGUUUUUUCGCCUUUGCUAUACUGGCCAACUUGUCGAGAGAUCUUUCUCCCAACAAUAUUGGGAAAUAUGUUCCUCUCCCAAUGGCUAUGGCAGUGCCUUUCCUCGUUGGAGCCUACUUCGCAAUUGAUAUGUGUGUGGGGAGUUUGGUUGUGUUCGCUUGGCACAAGCUAAACAGCAGAAAGGCAAGCUUGAUGGUUCCUGCCGUGGCCUCUGGCUUGAUCUGUGGAGAUGGGCUGUGGAUUCUUCCUUCAUCAAUCCUUGCUUUAGCCAAAAUCCGUCCUCCGAUCUGCAUGAGCUUCCUGGCAACCAACUAAAACUAAUCAAACAUGCAGUAUUGGUUGCAGAAUCAGACAAGUAUAGCUAUGUUGGAGAGGUUUCCAAUUUUAACACCAGAAGAGCAAAUUUUAUAGCUAAGCUGCUCUGUAGAGUAAUAAUAAUCCUGUAGUCAAAUAGCAUAAUAUAAACAGUUUAGCUCUAAUAGAGUUACUUGAGCUGACACCAAUGUUCAGCUCUCUCCAAACAGUGUCCCAUUUGAAGCAUCACUUAUUUUUCAGCUUCAGUUUUA